AUGCCUGGCACCUGCCCACCUCCGCAGCUCUCGCAGAUGUACGACGUCUCGGCGUGCAUCUUUCAGAACCCUGGGUCCUCGUGCUUCGUUCAGUGUGACGCGGCCUUCGGGUGGUUUGGCGUGCCGGAGCAGUACAACUGCACCAUCGCAGAGACCUACGUGGGAACGCCGCCGGUGUGUGCUACCACCACCUCGACUUCCACCCUGACCACCACUAGGACGGAACUGGUGGUGUGCACGGACGGUCUGCCCACAGAGGUUGGUGUGGAUGUCAGCGACUGCGCCGGGCAGGUGGUGAGCGGCCAGCGCUGUGUGGUGCGCUGCGCUACGAACUUCUUCGGCACGGCAGAAGAUUACAUUUGCAACCCCUUCACCGCAAGGUUCGAGGGUGCGCCAAUGGUGUGCUCCAGGCAAAGCUGCGGCAGCCUGGUCAGCGUGCCGGGAAGAACCGAUGUGAACACCAGCGCUUGCAAGGAUGUGGUGGUGGGGGACUUCUGCCUCGUGAGCUGCAAGGAAGGCUAUGUGCCGGCGGACGCGUCCUACCAGUGCGUGUCGGAUCUGAGCUACCAGGGCACCGCCCCCACUUGCACCAGGAUGCCCUGCAACACCGCGACGCUGCCGGCUUCGGCAGGCUUGGACGUCAGCAGUUGCUACAACCUCUUCGUCGGCGACACGUGCACAGCCUCCUGCCUCCCAGGCUAUCUGGGCACGGCUGCCCAGAUGCAGUGCGAGCUAUCCACAGACUUCACGGGGACGGCGCCCAACUGCAUCUUGAAGGACUGCCUGGUGCCCCCGUUCUGGAAGCAGGAGCCGAGUUUCAACACCACGUGCGACGGUGCCAAGCACGGCAGUACCUGCAUAGCUUCGUGCCAGCUGGGCUAUUCAGGCCAGUCCCAGCAGUUCGCCUGCGACAACGGCCAGCUGCGGGGCCAGAUCCCAUCCUGCGCGCCCGGCAACCCAUCAAGAAGUUCGCUGGUUGGCGGCCCAAGCCGCGGGAAAACCCGGGACCACCGACCGGUGAAGUGA
Messenger RNA from Effrenium voratum, 1026 nucleotides. The record is from the annotation of a GenBank genome assembly. NCBI's taxonomy places the organism in Eukaryota, Dinophyceae, Suessiales, Symbiodiniaceae.